AUGCGUGUUGCUGUUGUAGCCGUCUUGGGUGAACCACCUGUCUCAGGCAAUCAUCGACGUGCUCCCUAUCCUGCCGCUGGCUGGCGACCUCGAGUGCCCUUCAAUCUGCCUAGGGAAUAUUUGCCGUCAAAUGAGGAACCGGCAGAGCCGCAGCGACUGCGGCCCAGCGUGGAGGUUACCAAAGAGCGCGUUGACUUUGCUGGACAAUUGUUGGGAACCGGUGCACUGAAUGAACCUCAAUCUAAUUACUUGCCCCCUCGGUUAGAUGUGCCCAAUGAACAGGCCUUGCCGAGCCCAAAUGAAGCUGAACUUUUUAAUAGGGAGAGGAGCACUAAUUCUCCUAUAAAUACACAGCAACCUGCCGCUCAGUAUGGCCCACCAACUAACCUAGGUUUUAGAAUAAUCUAUCCUGAUGAUGACGACACAUCCAAAGAGAUAUCUGACACUGAUAGACUUCGGCCGGCAGGUCAGUAUGUGGACUUUAAAGAAGGUCGGUACUAUAUUGUUUCACCAGACAAUAAAUUGCAACGUGUAGUUUAUCGGACUGUCCAAAAUGCGGACGAACCGACAGGGGAUGGCUUUACAGCACAGCUUAAAUAUUCAACUAUUGGCGAACUUCAAGAUCCCAUCUACAAAUACAACAAAGAAGAGCAGCUGGUACGAGUCUUAAAAUGA
Scaptodrosophila lebanonensis is the source of this 675-nucleotide messenger RNA. RefSeq lists its product as uncharacterized. NCBI's taxonomy places the organism in Eukaryota, Metazoa, Arthropoda, Insecta, Diptera, Drosophilidae. The transcript has 2 exons. The record is from RefSeq and is a predicted model, not a curated record. The coding region runs from base 1 to 675 and encodes 224 amino acids.